GGAGGGCCAGGGCUAUAUACUCUCCACUAACUGUACAUCCGGACAGAGAGUCGCGCUUCUAGUGCUACAGAGUAUUAGAAGACAGCUGUUGGAGUUUCUACUGGGGAUAAACUGGUUCCUGAUAUUCCUUAAAGAACCAUUUUUCUGAUGGUGCCGGUUCAGUGUGUGUUAUAUUUUGGUACUUCUCUCUGGAAUAACUCCAAACGAUGAGUACCAUGUCUGUGGACGAUACUGAUUUAAUUGCCAAGAUCGGACGAAAGAGGUAUCGUCGCCGAUUAGAGCGUGAGCGGUACUACACCCAGGCAGUGGAACUGCCUUCUGCAACGUGCAACACUUCCAACAUGGCCUCCACCACGUCGGGGGGGAAACUAGCUCAGGAGAUCCAUGACGAAUUUCUCACCUGUAAAAUCUGUCUAGAAGGUUUCAAGUCACCAAAAUGCCUCGACUGCCUGCACACCUUCUGUGAGCAAUGUAUCGACAACCAUGUGAUGUCAGAAUGCACCUACAAGAAAUACAGCGACUAUAGGGAGUUCACCUGCCCUCUCUGUCGGAAACGAACCCAACUCCCGAUAGGGGGCGUGAAGAAACUACCGGACAACUUCCUGGUUUCGAAUCUUGGCGAGACAAUCUCCAGGCAACGACCGUCCAAGUUCCCAUUCUGCGACAUCUGCAAGCUGGUGAACCGGAAGCACAGAGAAGCUACCUCGAAAUGUCUGGAUUGUAACAAACUUCUGUGUAAGCAGUGCGUGGACCUACACAAGGAGACGAAGGUGACGAAAAGCCACAGUUUAUUUGACGUGGAGAUUGAGAAGGACAUUGAAUGCAAGGAGCACAAGGACGAGGUAGUUCGUUUCUACUGCGAGCCCUGCGAGGCGUGUAUCUGUGUUCUGUGCACAUUUAACGAACACAAGGAUCACGACAUAUCCCAGUUCUCGGACGCAGUCCUUAAGUACAAGGAAGCCAUACAGAGCCUCCUCAACAGCUGCAAGGGCAGGAUCGACGUCUACGACGCUCAGUUGACCCUCCUCAGUAAAUGCGAAAGCGUCAUCAAGGCCGCUGAACAAAAGAUUCGAGAUGUUGCGAUCCAGUUCAUCAGUGAGAUACGGAACAAGGAGAAGGUGCUGAUUGAUGAUCUGCAUACGCUGUACGGCAAGGAACUCAUGGAGUAUGUAGCCAGGAGGUCGGAGAUGCAGGCAAACCUCGAUGGCUUAAAGAGCACCUGCAAUCUCACCGAGCUGGUGCUGAAAGGCAAGGACAUUGAACUGCUUCUCCUCAAGAAGCAGGUGCAGGAAAAGCUGUCCUGUUUGUCUGACAUCGAGAUCAAGGAUCUGCCCAAAACGGUCAACAAGGUCGUGAACUUUAACCCCGGAACCUUGGAUAUAGGCGUGCUGGAGGAUACCGAGAAUGCAAAUCAGAAAAUAACGCCAGGGAAGAAUCGCACUGGAAAGACAGAUCUGCACAUCAAGACGACAGAGACACAGACUGAUGCGCCUGUCAAGGUACAAAUGUGCAACAGAUGUCUACAGACGGACAUAGUUCAGGCUGAGCCAUCUCCAACCAUUGACAAGUACAUAGCCACGGAUUCUAUCGACACAUCGGAGAAAGCCGUCAACACGAGAUCUCGUAUUUCCAGCCACGUGAGGGAAGACACGCCCCCGGAAGUGGCGUCGCCAGAACCGACGUCGUCUCCCGUCCCCCGGAGACAUCGCCGUCGCAGGGAACGCCCUCGUCCCGUGGAGGUAUCGGUGAGGCCGACAACCAACUCUCCCGAUUUCACGACACUGUCAUACAGCAGCAGUAUCGACGACAGCUUCUACGACGCCUCGAGCAACAGCAACAGCAACAACGUGACAUCGUCGCCUGUGUAGGCCAAACAAGCAACGCAAGUUACACAAAGAAAAAUGUAUCCAGUUAAACACUCCAACUUUACGUUUCGAACACGCUAUUGUUUCGAAGUGGUCACGUGGUACAUCAUGUGACCACAGUCACUUGGUGAACUGUUGAAGCUGUGUGAAAGUUCGAGUUAAGCGUACCAUGUCUAGAAUGGUGUGUUGUAUCUGUGAAAUGUUUCGUGUCAGAGUGAUUGAAGCAACUGGCAAGCAACAUAUCAACCCGUGUAUAUAUGUAUGUAGUGACGUGUAUUUGUAUCUAUACGUCUAAGUUAUCUUAAUUUAUUCAUUCAGUAUUAUCAUAACUAUUUCGAACUAUGUAUGUCACUAUCACAACGUUGAAAUGAACCACAAAUUUGAAGAGGUUCCAAUGAAACGGACACUUACGGAAAAAAAACAGUCCAGAAAUAUCUUCUGGCGUGUGUUCGGAUGCGCACCACGGAUAGACGACCAGUUUUCGUUGUUUUUAUGUAUUUUGUUUGCUGCAGGUUCAUUUAGUGCUCUGUGCAUACGGAAUCAAAAGAAAUGAGGUCAGAAUUAAUUUAAAUGUACUCUUAAACAGAACGAAUACGUUCAAAAACGACUCUUUAUAUUGACCAGUGGCUGUGGUCUGUGUUACGUCAACAUGACGUCAGAUAAAAGUACUGACAAACGUCGCCAAGUAUAUGACGUCACGUUAUACGUUAUAUAACGUUAUGGGGGACAUUUUGUAUUGAUGUAUGAUAUAACCGUGUUAGGAUGACGUCAUCAUGACGUAAGAUUCGUUGAUAGAGAUCACUGGGGAAUGUUUGCCGCGUUGCUGCUGUGACGUAAGGGAAACUACUAAGACUGACGUCAUGGUAUUAUGUGAUAGUUCAAAAGAUGUUUAUUCCUUUUGAGAUGUCAGACAUUACCUCCUUGAGACUGGAGACAGGGAUGCCUGUACACCAUAUCUCCUCCUUCCAUAGUCCACAAUGUUCGUUUUACAAUCAAAUCUAUAUUUUGAUUAAAAAAACAGUAUGUUCAUUAGUAACAUCACUUUUCUUUCAUUUGAGUAAACUACCGAAAGCAAAAAUAUUUUCAUGAGUGAUCAGGUUUUCAAAAAAAUAGUAAGUUUAUGAUAAAAUGCUACAGUCCUCUGUUUGAAUACCCCUGCAGAGUGAGAAGUGACUGACCAAAGGCGUGAGACUGAACGUGUGUCAAAUAAACAUGAUGCUGUGAUGUAGCCUA
This is a messenger RNA of Haliotis rubra (blacklip abalone), 3098 nucleotides long. Its product is annotated as tripartite motif-containing protein 45-like. Gene Ontology annotation, biological process: positive regulation of DNA-templated transcription. The record is from RefSeq and is a predicted model, not a curated record. Lineage: Eukaryota; Metazoa; Mollusca; Gastropoda; Lepetellida; Haliotidae. The transcript has 2 exons. Gene Ontology annotation, cellular component: nucleoplasm; chromatin. Gene Ontology annotation, molecular function: ubiquitin-protein transferase activity; zinc ion binding. Bases 207 to 1868 code for a protein of 553 amino acids.